Molecule: messenger RNA, 5146 nt
Organism: Onychostoma macrolepis
Lineage: Eukaryota; Metazoa; Chordata; Actinopteri; Cypriniformes; Cyprinidae
Gene: mcoln1a
Product: mucolipin TRP cation channel 1a
Exons: 15
Coding region: 226-1968 (580 amino acids)
Cellular component (GO): lysosomal membrane; plasma membrane
Molecular function (GO): NAADP-sensitive calcium-release channel activity
Source: RefSeq, a predicted model, not a curated record
GUGUCACAUGAUUCUGUCUUGUCACGUGACCCCGUCGGAAGUUGCCUGACUGUGCUGCUCGCGAGCGACUGGAUGCUUGUAAACAUGCGGUAACCGGAGAGGAACCCUUCAAUGAACCACUGAGGGCCAAAACAAGCCUGUUAAACAGACUCGGUCCCGUUGUGCUGUGAAUUAAACCGGGGAUUUAAUGCCGACAGCCUCUGCGCGUGAUUUUAAACCGCUGACAUGGCCGAGGUGGACGUGAAUAAAGUCAAUCAUAUUUCCUCCGAAGAGGAUAGGCUACUGUUUCCGGUAAUGGGCUACGGUUCGAAUGACUGCAGGGAUGAGUAUACCAACCCCAGGCCAUCCCCGGUAACAUGUGGCUGUAUAGGUGAUGACAAAGAAGAGGAAGCGUUGUGCAGGAAGUUAAAGUAUUUCUUCAUGAGUCCCUGUGAAAAGUACAGAGCCAAAGGCCGAAAACCUUUUAAACUGGUGUUGCAAAUACUGAAGAUUAUUAUAGUAACUGUACAGCUGGUACUUUUUGGCUUAAGCAAUGAGAUGGCGGUGACGUUUAAAGAGGAAAACACAGCUUCAUUUAAACACCUUUUUCUCAAAGACUACGAUGAUUCAAAUGAUGCACUUGCUGUUUACACACAGAGCGAUGUUUAUGACCACAUGUUUUACACAAUAGAACAGUACCUGGCUUUGCCGGAGACGACAGUGGGCCGUUAUGCAUAUGUGUAUAAUGUCGGUGUGAACGGAAGUGCGCUGUCUUUGUGUCAGCAGUAUUAUAAAAAAGGCAGGAUCGACCCAGCUAACGACACCUUCAACAUCGAUCCGCAUGUGAUCACAGACUGUAUUGGAGUGAACCCUUUGUCCACUCCCACAGCAGGUCUGGGCCGUGAUUACAGGAACUUCACCCUCAAGUUUCACAAGCUCAUUAAUGUCACCAUACAGUUCCAGCUGAAGGCUAUAAAUCUUCAGACCAUCAUCCACAAUGAAAUUCCUGACUGUUACACGUUCUUUAUCACGAUUCUGCUGGAUAACAAAGCCCACAGUGGUAAAGUUAAGAUCAGUCUUGAUAAUCAGGCCUCCAUUAAGGAAUGCAGAGACCCCAGUGUGUCUGGACACGCUGAUAGUUAUGCUCGUGUGUGGUUUGAUGUGGCCGUUAUAGUGGUUUGUAUUCUCUCUCUGCUCCUCUGCGGUCGCUCGAUCAUCAGAGGAAUCAUUCUUCAAAAUGAGUUUGUGAAGUACUUUAGGAGAUCUCUGAAGCGUGAUGUCUGUUGGGGAGACAGAAUGGAGUUUAUUAACGGAUGGUAUAUUCUGCUCAUCAUUAGCGACAUGCUCACUAUCACAGGCUCCAUUAUCAAGAUUGGCAUUGAGCUAAAGAACCUCUCAUCCUACGAUGAGUGCGGGAUCCUCCUGGGCACCUCGACGUUAUUGGUUUGGGUUGGAGUUAUUCGCUACCUCACCUUUUUUCAGAAGUACAAUAUUCUCAUUGUCACUUUACGAGCUGCGUUCCCUAAUGUGAUCCGUUUCUGUUGCUGUGUGGCGGUGAUCUACUUCGGUUAUUGCUUCUGUGGGUGGAUUGUGCUGGGACCCUACCAUGUUAAGUUCCGCUCUCUCUCGCUGGUGUCCGAGUGUCUGUUCUCUCUGAUCAAUGGAGAUGACAUGUUUGUGACCUUCAGUGGCAUGCAAGAGAGCAGCAUGCUCGUCUGGGUCUUCAGUCAGGUUUACCUCUACACAUUCAUCUCCCUGUUCAUUUACAUGGUGCUCUCUCUCUUUAUCGCUCUUAUCACUGGAGCUUAUGAGACCAUCAAGCAUCAAACUCAGGAGCCUUUCCAUAUCACUGAUCUGCAUGCGUUCAUCGCUGAGUGCACUGACACACCCAGCUCUGGAAAGUUCCGCGGCAUCGAGACCUCGCCGUGCUCUUUCUUCUGCUGCUGUGACAGGACCACCACAUAUGAGGACGUUCUCCUGGUCAACUAGUAAAGUCUUGGGACUUGAUGCCUGAAGACUAAACCUCCCUCUGCUGGUCAUACUGUGGUACUGCAACAGGAAGGAAGCCAGUGGCAAUGAGAGGACACCUCCAGACAAAAUACCCAAGAAGUCACAGUCGCUUCACUUCGGACCUUAUGAGGAGAAGAGCACAUAUGAUUUUUACAAAAGAAUCGCUCCAGUCUGUGAUCUUUUACGUUUUACCUCAGCUUAUUCAUAGUUUUAACUUAAUUUUGGAGGUUGCUAAAGGCAGCCCAGCACUGUCUCUUAAUCUAUACUGAUAAAAACACUCAGACAUUUAGAAUUGGGAGAAUAUUAGACGGAUAACAAACUGCACACGUGCAGGCGAUAUGUACAGUAAUCAUUCCCUGAAUGUUGAUCCCACAUGUUCGUUUAGUGCACGUGCUGUGAUGUGCAAGUGGGUCAUCAGUCGCCAAUACAGGGAGACAGUGGUCAGUGAUUCAUAACUAUUGCUGUUUGUUCUGUUAAUAUAGUUCUUAUGUCUUUGAGUAACGUCUAGUCAUGUGUAACGUCUGAAUCAGAAGGAGACUGAACUGGCAGGCCUAAGCAUUUUGCUGCAGCAAAAGAUGAGGAGAACAUGUGAUUAAACAUCUUGUUCAGCAUUUAGAGCAGAAACAGCUCUCCCUGGUGUCAUAAUAUCAUCUCCACUUACCCAUAACAAAAAUACAUGCUCUGCUAGAACGAAUUCACACCCAGAAUGCCUCAGAAACGUAGCCUUAACACUUUUCUGGUGCGUAGAGCUGGCUGUAAUUUGGAAUGUAAUAUCUCAUUGGUGAAUAGGAUGACUUUGAGUUGCUUUUAUGUAUUUUUUAUGAACUUUUUACCAGUAAUGACACCUCCAUUAUUUUAUUCCAUACUGAUUCAAUUUUGUUUUAUAUGCAAAUGGAAUCGAAUGCAUACUGUAACGUGAAAUCUUAUUUUAUAAAUGAUAUUAGACAGCCUUAACCUUGAUGAUUUAGUAUUUUAUAGAGAAAUACAGACUUUUACGGCCUUCCUUCAUCAGCUUUGUUUUAAAACCGAGGCCUUCAAGAACGCUAUUACAAGAUUACUGACGAGGUCAUAGUGUUCUGUUACCGUGGUGACAUAGAACAAUAGAACUCAUCAAAAAUGCUUGACCCAUGCAUGACUCUCACUUCAGAGGACAAACAAGCCUAAUUUGAGCUUUUCCAUUAUACUUGACUGAUAAGAGAAGGAAGCAUAAAUAUUUGAAUUCUGGGGUCUGUACAAGUCAUUAACUCAAGUACAGAAUAAGUGGGACCAAUCAUAUUUUGAUUUGAUUUUCCUAUCAUUACAUCUAUGUUAUUUUAAUGUGUGAUUCAAUCAUGUUGUAGUGUAGUGUUUUAUUUAUAUUGUGUUGGCUCUGAUGCCUUUCUGUUUCAAAUUAAUUUAAAGCGCACAAUCUGCAAACAGACCACACUUUCUAUUACUAACAUGUGAAGCUACACAGUGAUGUUGUUCAGUAAAGUCACUUCACGUGUUGUCAGAUGUAUACCUGAAAUAUUUCAUAUUAGCCUGAUAAAUUGUUUUUUAUUUUUAUUUUAUGUUUUGUAAUGGAAAACUUGUGCAAAUACUUUGCUUUGACAAUGGCAGCACAAACAGUAUGUAGAUCAAAUGAUGUAGAAUAAUCUAAUGCCUUUUCAAAGUGGAGGGUUUUUCUUUUAUUUGUUUUAAACACUUGUACAAGUGUCAUUGCACAUUCUGUCCAAAAUUUGGUUUUGACAGGGUCGUAUUUUUAUGUUCACAUGUAUUUGUUCAAUACAGAGAUUUUCUAAAGUCUUUAUAAUAUAGACACUUUUCCUUUUCCUGUUGUUGUUCCACAUUAGAGUCAAUUAGAAAACACUUUUUAAAACUGUAUUGACUGCCACUCAUGUUCAUAUUUUAUCUUACUAUACCAUAUGACCACUAGGUGGUACAAACAGAGCAUUUUACUACAAAUCUGAGCACUUUCAACUGAAAGUGGUGUCUGUGGCACCUAAAUUGCACUUGUAAAAUAUGAAAGUUGCCUAUUUAGCCAAUAUUUGUGUAUGUGUAAGAGGGAAGUUUGUAGGCAUGUUUGAAUAGCUGGUCUAAACAGGUGCGCUAGCCAAUGCACAUUGUUUGAGUUGGCUAUCUGAAACCACAGAAAGAGAUUACACGUGCUGUUCAAACAGAGCAACCCCCUCAGAUGCUGAUCUCAGACCUGAGGCUAUUCUAUAAAGGCCGGCUUUCCUAUUCUCAAUCUGCGGUGGGACUCUGAAUAUGAGCCACACCCAGCUAUUCAAACAGAAUGAGUUAAAAGGAAGAGAUUUAAUUUAACCACCUCAAUAAGCUCAUUGUUAUCAUAUACAGGCAGGUUUUACAGCACUAUAACAAGAUCAUCUUCUGAGGCUUCAUUUUGACUGAUUUCUUAAAAUAUUUCUGUGACGGUGUCUAAUGUGCUUAGAUGUUCACAAUAUCUUACUUAUAUUUUACGUUAACCUUAUCGUAGGGGUGAGGAUAGCAAAUGCCAGAAAUAUGCGCCUUAAAAUGGUAGAGGAUCAUUAAUAAUGCUAAUAUAAUGUUGAAGUCACGUGACCAGCUGUAUCAUAAAAUUAACUAGUUGGUAGCCUAUUUACCAGACUUGUGCGCCUUAAAAUGGUAGAGGAUCAUUAAUAGUGGUGCUAUAUGAUUGGCUCCACCCAUAGAUUCAAAUUUGCAUAUUAAAGAGGAAGCUGAUCUUAAAAACUAGACAAAAAGAGCAAUGUAGUAUAGAACAGUGCACAGCUGCAGGCCUGAGAAGAAUCACUUUACUUGUGAUGGGGAAGAGACUGGGAUAUUGCUUCUUUUACGAAGUUUUCUAUGUUCCUCUUAUGUAUGUAAACAAAAAUCAAGUAUCGCUCGUCCAUCAAUGACCCUUUCUGUGUUUAACAGAAUGUUUGCAUGAGUAUUUUUCUCUGCCUGAACGCUACUUUUAGUCUUUGAAUGCACUAUUUUAGCUUUAGGAAAACAGCUUUUUUACGGGCAAUUCAAUCCUAACUCUCUUUCUCUUCUGCUAUUAAAGGAAAUACAUAUUCAUAAGGGAGUGAAAUUAUUGUAAACAAUUUUCUCAAGCACACAUGUGUCCAUGUAUCAUCUUUUUUUAUUUAUUUCCAAAUUAUCAAUCACACUUGCACAAAGAUUAGAGCAAAAA